Molecule: messenger RNA, 4223 nt
Organism: Wasmannia auropunctata (little fire ant)
Lineage: Eukaryota; Metazoa; Arthropoda; Insecta; Hymenoptera; Formicidae
Gene: armi
Product: putative helicase Mov10l1
Exons: 7
Coding region: 121-3867 (1248 amino acids)
Molecular function (GO): helicase activity
Source: RefSeq, a predicted model, not a curated record
AAAGAGCUCCACGCGAAGCGCGUGCAAUCCUUACGAAAAGAAUUGGACUACCUCAAGGCGACGGAGUGGAGAUAUCAGCCUAUUGAUCGGUACUUGGAUAGGAGCCAGAGAAAUUAAAAGAUGCUGUCAUUACUCUAUAACGGGAUCCAAUACGCUCUGAACUAUGUAUAUCCCGAGAAGACCGCGGAGGAGAACAUAGAUGAAGUUAUAUCGCGUAUAGAGUGCGCAAACGAGACGAGCGCAAACGUGACUGUAAACAAAAGUGAAAAUGAACUGAACGAAGAGGGAUGUUACUAUAAAACGGGAAGUGUCACUCAAGUCGCCGUGAAUCACGUCCUUAUAGACAAUCGCUACAUGCACGAAAAGCUCGAUGACUUGACUAACAGUCUGAAAGUAGGUGAUAAGAUUCAGUACUUACUGUACCUACGGAACCCUGACGCGGUGCCGAAAGUACGAAAAAUUAUCCAUGUCAUAAAUGACGGCUGGGAUAACCCGAAUAUCAAAUUGGGGGUCGAUGCUCACACUCACAUGAUACCGAGGAGUGUAAUCGCCAAGGUGGUGAAACGCGAGGGCCGAAUCGCCAUUGUCGAGUAUUUCCCGAACGACAUUCGCAUUGACCUUAGCAAAGUGAGCUCCGACUUCAUUCCCGUGGUCGGCGAUUGGCUGACGUUAGAGUCCUUGGUCGAGGUAGACGACAACUUCGCAGAUCUGAGCGGCGAAGUCUUGGAGGUCGAUAAAAUCAGACCGUUGCGAUCCAAGAUAUACAACGGUGUGAUAUCGAAAUACGAUCCGGAAACCGAAGUCGGAGUAAUUGAUAAGCACGUGAUUUUUUACAAGCGCGCGUGCAAUAUGGGUUACAUUCCCUGCGUUGGUGACAAAGUAGUGAGCGAUAGUAUAGAAAGCGAACAAGGACUGUACAAAUGGAGAUCAGUGGAAGUAGUUCCGCUAAACCACGCUACAAAUAAAUCCACUGAAUUAUCAGCGAUAAGUAAUAUUUCUUCCACAUUAGACCCUAAUGACUUACAAAACAAAUAUGGUGUUGUCAUAGAUGACGAAUUAAACUUCAAUUUGAAUAUAAAAGAAGAAAGCACCCUGACGGUCUCGAUACGAAAUAACGGCAGCUAUAUUCACUUGUUAUUAAGUGGUUCCUUCGUGCCGCAGAAAACUCCGUCUCAAUUGUCACUAGUGUCACAUACAAAUACAGAUAUUAACACAGUGAUAAAUCCUUCCGAAAGCAUUACUUAUACAUUCAAAUGCAUAGCGAAAUUUCCCGGUACGUCCGAGGAAAUAUUCAUCUUUAAUUUCAAACACUUCAAGAUAGCUAGAGUGUUUCGCAUAACUGUCAAUACAAGGAACAUCUCGCAAAAGACCAGUUCCGCUGUACAAAAACCUUAUACAGAUGAGAAAAUUAAUUCACUUGACGUGGACGAGCUAAUUGAAACUACAUGCAUCCCUGGAGUGAGACCUACCAAAUCGCCUGCGUUUAUCAAAGUACGCUUUGGAAUGUUCAAAGUACCGCGAUACGUUUGGAACGCGGUCUUGGAUGUUAUGCAGAGUAAAAGAUCGCAGGCAGAGUCAGAGAUCGCUAUCGAAGAGCGGAUACCUUGUCUUCUAAAUCCGCUCACCUUCGCGACAUAUAAGGAGCGUUUCCAUAUGUUAUUGUAUCUGGAGCAGAUAGCUCAAACGCUCUGUUUACAAAGAUACAACAUGACAAGCGCGGUAAUGCGACGGUGCGGUGAUUAUCUUGCGCUCGAAAUGUCAGGAUUGUCAGAAAAACGGCCUUCCCUCAUGGUUGGCGAUAAAGCUGUAGUAUCUUUCAGUUGGAGUAACUCUAAAGGGAAACUAAAAUACGAAGGCUACAUUCACAAAAUCAAAAGUACACAGAUCCUUUUGAAAUUUAACGAAACAUUUCAUCAAAAAUACAAUGGCGAGGAUUGUCAAGUGACAUUUCAAAGCUCGCACAGUACUAUUCAACGUUGUCAUUAUGCUGUUAAUUUAGCUGUCAGCCAUCUUGGAGUUGACUUUCUGUUUCCUACCAGAGUGGUGCAAAAAGAGCCACAGUUCCAUUUGGAAGAGUAUGAGGCCGAAGAGACUCCCACUCGCAAGCAAGCUCGUCACAAGCAUAAAUCUACAUCUUCUGGCAGUUCCUCUUCUAUCAAUAGUACGGCUUCCGAUAGUAGCGCUAAAGUGUCUCCAAGAAUCGCGGUAGCGGAAAGACUUUUUAAUUCUAAGUCAAUUGAAUCGUCACUCGAAGAAACAACGACGUCAGUUACGAGAACAGGAAUGAAUUUCCAAACAAAUUCGGGAAGAAGUGCCAACGGUAGUAAAACUAACAUUGCUAACGCCACACUUUCAAGGACGCCAAGUAAAUCGAUCGCUCCAACUAACAAUGAACUAGAACCGUACAUUAACCAAUUAAAAAAACGGAAAUUACAAUGGUUUAAUAAAAAAUUGAAUUAUUAUCAAAAGGAGGCUGUGAGAAACAUAAUAUUAGGAUUAGCGCGUCCAUUACCCUACGUUAUAUUUGGCCCGCCUGGAACUGGAAAGACAAUAACUAUAUGCGAGACAAUCUUACAACUUUCGACCGUGAUUUCCGAAAGCAGAAUCCUCGUAGCAACGCCGUCGAAUAGCUCGGCGAACUUAAUAACGGAACAUCUGUUGGACAGCAACAUACUUAAGCCGGGCGAUUUGGUUCGAUUGGUAGCUUAUCAUUGCCUUAGUAAUGAUUCUAUACCCGAGAAACUGUUACCUUACUGCGCCACAGCAGAAUUAGCUGCCGAGGGGACGGCCGAUCGUUUCCAUCAUCACGAGAACGGAAUGAAAAUGAACUGCACCAAGUCCGUGUUAGGUCGCCAUAGAAUUACCGUCGGCACCUGCAGUACGUUGGCGCUGUUGCACAACAUGGGUUUUCCCCACGGUCAUUUCUCGCAUGUUUUAAUUGACGAGGCGGGUCAGGCGACCGAACCAGAGAUCAUGAUUCCCCUGAAUUUCAUUCAUUCCGAUUACGGCCAGGUGAUACUCGCGGGUGAUCCGAUGCAACUUGGUCCCGUCGUGCAGAGCAGACUGGCGAUGUACUUUGGACUCAGUGAAUCGUUCCUAUCGAGGCUUCUACAUCACUUUCCUUACCAGAGAGACCCCGAGGGAUUCAAGACUGGCUACGAUCCCAGGCUCGUUACGAAACUCGUGAUGAACUAUCGAAGCUUACCAGAGAUACUGCAUCUACCAAACAUGAUGUUUUAUGAUUCCGAAUUAAAACCGCAAAUAUCGUCUGAGAACAGUCACGAAGCUAAACUGUUGGAGAAGCUGAGAGCGGAGCUGCCCAACAGAGAUGGAUCGCCACCGGCCAUAAUCUUCCACGGAGUCAACGGUGAGAACUACCGAGAUUCCGAGAGCCCGAGCUGGUACAAUCCCGAAGAAGCGGCACAAGUGUAUCUCUAUUUGUUGAAGUUGUACAAAUACGGAAUUAAGCCGAAUAGUAUAGGAGUUAUAACCCCAUAUCAGAGACAGGUGACGCAAAUCCGAGAACUGCUGUUGGAGUUAGAUCUUCAAUUGCCAAAAAUCAGCAGUGUGGAAGGAUUUCAAGGCCAAGAAAGGAGCAUAAUCAUUAUUUCGACUGUCAGAUCGUGCGAUGUUCUAAUUGAAGAAGACAUUAAGCACGCCCUAGGCUUCGUUUCUUCGCCUAGGAGGCUCAACGUCGCAGUCACUCGCGCUCGCGCUCUACUUAUUAUCCUGGGAAAUCCAAAAUUAUUGGCUUUAGAUCCGUACUGGAGAAGUAUUCUUACAUAUUGUAUCAAUCAUGGUGGAUAUACAGGAUGUAAUUUUUUACCUUCGCAUAUAACAGAUCUUAAUGUAAAAAUUAGAACUUAAAUAAUAUCCCGUAACAUAAUUGCGUUAAGAGUGUGAUAUACAUUGGUAAUGUUAAGACAUAAUUAUAAUUAUUGUUUUAUAAUUAAAAUUAUAAUACAUAAUUAUAAUUUCCAUAUUAAAGCUGGUAUGACAUAAGAACAAGUGACUUUUCUGGCACGCUUUUAUUAUGAUCGAACUACUAAUUUACAACAUAUUAAAACUAGAAUAUUUUUUUUAAUUCUUGUAUGAAAUAUAUCUAUUUUUUAUUUUUAAAAAUUUUUUAAUAUAUAAUAGGAUAAUUAAUAAUGAUUUCUAAUCUUCAAAAUGUUAAAGACACAGGGAUACAAUAAAUAAAUGCGAUGUUUUCUCUUAUAAAA